UGAAGCCUUUCCUCCUCCUUCUGCUCUCCUUGCACGACGGAGGUUACGGGGAGGAGGGUCUGGUUGAAAAUGCUUUCUACUAGGGCGCUUGGUUGUGCUGUGGAAGUGCUUUGUUUGUAGUGUAACUGGUUGAGCCUUACAGUCUCUCGCUUUGUGACCUGGGCGCCGAGUUGGAGCGAAACGAAGGCAAAAAGGGGGAGAAAGCGGGCUUGGAGGCCUGCUUGUGACAGAAACAAGCAGUGGAUUCCUUCGUUAUUGGGUAGUGCUGAUUAAAAUGAGCGCAUUUACUAGCUGAAGUCCCACGAACAACGGGGAAGGAGAAAGGUUGCUUAUUCAUGCCCUGCCAGUUGGCGUAUGGCUUUGUUUAGAGAGCGUUCAGCUUUGAGCAUUGCUUGUUGUGAGCAUGAUAUUUACUUUACUAACUUUCCCGGAAAGCAUGCAAUUGCUGUCACAGCUAUGGCUUUUGGGUAUGUUUGUGCGGUUGUGUGAAGACACCCUGUCGUGAUCUUAAAAGCUGUAUUAUUAUUUUAUAAUGAUCCUAUAAAUCAGCAGGGUUGUUUCUUACCAAAGGAUAUAUACUUAGUAUGUCAGCUGGGCCUUAUUAUAGCAGAGGGUGGAUCUUCCACCCACUGUUAUCUUCCUCAAAAUAUUCCCUGCACUGUGAGGUUUUCUUUUCUCUGGCUGUGCUGCACACAUCAUUCAGUGGUGAAUUAUUCCUGGCAUGUCGGUGUUUGAGGAUGUUUGGCAUGUUUCCUGCUCCCUUCCCCCCCCCCCCCCCUUUUUUUUUUUUGGUUGGAAGUGAGGAGUGUCUUCAAAUGAGCAGCUUUGCUGCAUCACAUCUGUUCUUACCCUCUAAAACGUGAAUACUAAACCAACUGCCUUGUGAUCUGUGAAGAACAGGGAUAUAUACUGUGGUGGGGUGCUACAGCUCCUUUCUCGUGUUGCAAUCUAGUUUUUAAAAGGGACCAAGAACUUUAAUGCCUUAACUUACACUUAGGAAAGUGCUUUUUAAAAUGUUUAUGUUCUCCAAAGAUUACAGAUUCAGUUUGUUUCAGGUGCAUCAAGCUGAGCAGUGAGAAUGAUUUGACACAUUUAAAAAUUCAGAUGUAUGAAUUUAAAAUAUGUAUGUGUAUAUGCAUAUAUGCACAAGCAUGUGUGUUACUGCCUGCCUCAGAAGCUUUUAAUAUACUGGUUUUAGCAUAAGGAGGGUGACGCAGCUUGCAGAUGUAGUUUGGAGCAUCUCGUGCAUUUUUAGUUCUUCCACUAAUGUCAAGGAGAAAUAACUGCCUUAACUAGAAUUGGAAAUGGAGCGUGAAGUUCUCAUUUGAAGCCUUACUGUGUUUUAUGACACAGGAAGCCACAGCUCCUACUUGCAUUAAGACUUGCAGCAGCUUUGCAUGCUGCAUCUGGAAAAAAAAAUUAAAGACAGUUGUGGCUUUAAAAGUGUGUGGUGUCUACAAAAUAAGUAAACUGAAAACAUGGCUCACCAGGCCGUUGGAAAAUAAGUAUGUUUCUGUGCCUGUGUUCUCAAACGGAAAGUGGCUAUGUGGAUUUUCACUCUUGAGUGGAAAGUGCUGCUCUGUCCCUUUGGAAUAAAGCUGCAUGUGAAUUUAUUAGUGAAAUGUCAAGGGGAUGUGGAGGGAGGGGGCAGUGGGUGUUUCAAGGGAGGUACUUUAAAGACCCUUCAAAAUAUCAAGUCGUUAAGGACAAAUUAUGGAUUUUCCAGAGCAUUCAGUGCCCAGAAGACCCCUUCAGAAAUGUAAGUUCCUACAAGAGCUGGAUGCUCCAGAAAAUCUGCCCACUAGCAUGAAUGGGAGCUGACCUCCCUUGAAAUAUGACCCUAAUGUGCAUAGGAAUUAUUGGGAGUUUGAACUCUUUGCUGUUUUAAAUCCUGUAGUAAUAGGUGUGGUUUUCUCUCCUGUUACCUUUCAUAUCAAAUCCACCUGCCUGUUACAGCAAAUUAUUCUGAGGAAAAUGAACACAAAGUAAUUGCGGUAUUUUUAGCCUUUUUAAAUGAAAUUAGCAAUUGGAAAGAAGACUAAUCUAUAGGGAGCAGACUUUCUAGGAACCUUUUUAGAAAGAUAUAUUAAGUUAAUAUUUAGCUCAUGUUGUACAAUGUCAUAGUAGUUGAUCGCAUUUAAUUGUGAAAUCUUUUCAGCUGAGAGGUAACCUCCAUUUAUAUCCUCAGGGAAUGUGAUCUCUGGAUCUUUAGGUUUGCUCUUAUUGUGAACCUGCUUAUAUCUUUGUAAUAAGGUAAUUCCCCAGGCUGAAAGAAAUGACAGACCCAGAUUACUACUGUUUCAGGUGUUGUGUGUGUGUGGUUUUUUUUUUUUCAAUACAGAAUGUGAAGUUCACUAUGGAUACGGUAGAUGUGUCAUUUAAAGGAUAAGCACAUGCAUUCACUUAAAUUUUGCUGUGUCCCACACUGUUCUUAUUCUUAGUAUAGGAAACAGAGUAACCAGCAUGCAGGGUAUCUUUCAUUAGACUUUUGUGCUGAGGACAACCAAAUACCAGAAUAUACACAACAACCAGUUUAACAACUGGACAGAGCCCUGCAGCCUGCUGCUUUUUCCCCGUGGGUGCUUUGGAGCUGGCCAGUAAGAAAAAUACAUGUUGAUGUGUAUGACUGGGGUGAUUUUUUUUUUUUUUAAAAAAAAACAAGAGCUAUGGCUAACAGAAAUAGGUGGGAUUCAUAGCAUGCUUUAAAGCACCUAACAAGAGUUCCUGGUAAGCUGUUUUCAGUGGGAAAUUGCACAGCUGAGGAGCUGCAGCUAGAAAAUUGUCUCCCUCCCUCAUCCAUCUCAGACCUGUCUCAGUCAAAGUGACCACAGCUGACUGUGUGACCACAACUGACAGGCAAGGAUAACGGGGUAAGAGAUGAACUCUCAUUGCUUAGGGCUUGGAUUACAAAAGGCUUUACUGCUAAUGCUUAGAGAUUGAAUUAGCACCAAGCUUUAGAAGCAAACUGAAAGCACCUGUUUUCUGUCUGCUCGGAAUGGUAAAAUGAACCUUGUUUUCUUGAGGAAUCUAUGGCAUUUCAGGGGUUACCUUUGGCUUUAGCUGUUGUGCUGAGAUAGUAAAUGCUGCUGCUGUAAAUUGCCUUAGUUUGAAACUCGGCAUGAUGAGUCGUAAGACCUGAUGUGUAGCAGCUUUCAUCUUCUUCUCUGUUCUUUCUCUUAUUUCUUCUUCCCAUUACAGAAAAGCUUUAGUCAGCUCCUAGCUCAAGCAGAGGAAUUCUUGAUGUCUUAUUAGUCCAGCAUGUUUAACAAAUAACCCAAGCCCUUUAUGAUUAAGGGUGACAAGGGAGCAUUACUAAAUCUUUCAGAUGUUUACUCUGAAAUAAAAACUGAUACAUACACACACACAUAUAUAUAGAAAAAUGUGUAUGUUCUUAAUAUAUGUGUGUAUAUAGCUAUCUUUUUUUACCUCCACUCUUAAGCAGAAGAACGCUGUUGUCAUUACUGAAUUCAGACUGUGUAAUUCCUUAGUCGUCUUAUUGCUUUAUUUUUCCUUCCCAUGUUGCUAUGCUCUCUGAAAGCCCUGACUUUCAUUGAGUGUAGUAGAAAAGGUAACACCUGAGUUCUGGCAAGUUAUAUCAGAUGCAUUAGGGUCUUAUCUGGCUGUUGUUGUCAGGGGCCAAGCUGUGGGUGUGUUGCUCCAUAUAAACUACUUUUUCUUGGGGGAGUUCUUGCUGCAGCUUAGGGAUGUGUGCAUGUGCGCAUAUGCAUAAUUGGUUGGGAGGAAUGUGUAUGGUUUUGCAAAAUCCUUCUUGACCUGGCUUUAUCAGAUAUGACACAGUUCUGCGUUGACCAGCAUACUAGAAAUACCCCUGUCAGUCUGCUCAGGACUGGUUUGACCACCUUUGAGAUAGUUUUUAAAGACAUCUUUAAGUAAUGGCUCCAAAUGUGACAUUAGUGGUCUAAAAGUUCAGAUUUGGAGCCAUUAGUUCCAAAACAAAAAAAAAGAAAUAGAGUUGUGUUGAGGAGGAGGUUGCUUUUUGCUUUUGAGGUAGAGUGCUUUUGUUGAAAUGAAAGAACUUGAGGCUGCUGGAUUUCAGAAUGCUUUCACCACCGUACAAAUGGAGGUCGCCAGGGCACUAAAGCACUUAGUAUCUGAGCUGUCUUGAUUCUUGUCUGUUAGUUUGCCUAAUGAUAGAAAUUCUUUUUUACUGUAGCUGCACAGGGCUGACUGAUUUGGGCAGGAAAUGCUUUUUUUUGGCUAGUUCCAUCUUCUGCUCAGAGUGGCUCAUCUCUAAAGGACCACUUGAUGAAUAUUUACUUCAUGUGCUCUCCUCUCCCUAUUUCCCUUUCCCAGGAAGGACAAAGCUACAUGACUUGCUGAAGAGAGAUAAAAUGCUAUGCUGGGGAUACUCGUCUUUUGGACAGCCUGGGAUAGGUAGCAACCUCCAGGUCAUCAUUCCUGAACCGCAGGUGUAUGGAUUCAUUCAUGACAGGAAUGUCAAGGAGGUGGCAUGUGGAGGAAACCAUUCCAUCUUCCUGCUCGAAGACGGGGAAGUAUAUACCUGCGGCUUGAACACCAAAGGCCAACUGGGGCAUGAGAGUGAAGGAAGCAAGCCAGAGCAAAUUGGAGCACUGGCAGGGCAGCACAUAGUGCAUGUGGCCUGUGGAGAAUCUCACAGUGUGGCACUCAGCGACCAGGGCCAGCUCUUCUCCUGGGGCGCGGGCAGCGAUGGACAGUUGGGCCUCACUACUGUAGAAGACGCAGUGACAGUACCAAGGUUGAUAAAGAAAUUGAACCAGCAGACUAUACUGCAGGUUUCCUGUGGAAAUUGGCAUUGCCUGGCUUUGGCAGCAGAUGGCCAGUUCUUCACGUGGGGGCAGAACAGCUAUGGUCAGCUGGGCUUGGGUAAAGAAUGUCCUUCCCAAGCCAGCCCACAGCGUGUCAAAUCUCUUGAUGGGAUCCCUUUGGCUCAGGUUGCUGCAGGCGGAGCCCACAGCUUUGCCCUUUCUCUCUCAGGAGCUGUGUUUGGCUGGGGGAAGAACAGCUCAGGGCAGCUGGGAUUAAGUGAUGAACGAGACCGAGAAUCCCCUUGCCAUGUUAAGCUGUUGCGGUCUCAGAAGGUUGUUUACAUCAGCUGUGGAGAAGAACACACAGCAGUUCUGACAAAGAGUGGAGGGGUGUUCACGUUCGGUGCAGGUUCCUGCGGGCAGCUGGGACAUGACUCCAUGAACGACGAAGUGAACCCCCGAAGAGUUCUUGAGCUAAUGGGCAGCGAAGUAUCCCAGAUCGCUUGUGGCAGACAUCACACUUUAGCCUUUGUGCCUUCUUCAGGAAUGAUCUAUGCAUUUGGCUGUGGAACAAGAGGCCAGCUAGGAACUGGGCACACAUGCAAUGUUAAGUGUCCCUCUCCUGUGAAGGGUCACUGGGCAGCUCACAAUGGGCAACUCUCAGGGAAACCUGAUGCUUGUAAAUAUCACAUUGUUAAACAUAUCUUCUCUGGAGGAGACCAAACGUUUGUGCUUUGCUCCAAAUAUGAGAAUUCCUUGCCUGCUGAUGAUUUCCGGACCAUAAAUGAAACACGUUACACCUGUUUAAUAAACGAUGAAACUAUAGAUGUCUGGAGGCAAAAGCUUUUAGAAAAAAACAGUUCUAAUUCUGUCAAUAAUGUAGUUCAGAUACUGUCCUCGGCCGCCUGCUGGAAUGGAAGCUUCCUGGAGAAGAAAAUCGAUGAACAUUUUAAGACCAGUCCCAAGAUCCCGGGGAUUGAUUUGAACUCCACUAGAGUGCUGUUUGAGAAGCUGAUGAACUCUCAGCACUCCAUUCUCCUAGACCAGAUAUUAAAGAGCUUUGAAAGCUUUUUGAUUCCUCAGCUGUCCAGCUCACCACCAGAUGUUGAGGCAAUGAGGAUCUAUUUAAUUCUACCUGAAUUCCCACUCUUCCAAGACUCAAAGUAUUAUAUAACGCUAACACUUCCUCUAGCAAUGGCUAUUUUGCGCCUGGACACCAACCCCAGCAAAGUUCUUGAUAACUGGUGGUCUCAAGUGUGCCCAAGGUAUUUCCUGAGACUAGUGGACCUCUAUAAAGGGGCAGUGGUAUACCUCCUCAGUGGAAGAAAGACGCUGUUGAUCCCGGUCCUAUUCAGUAGCUACAUUACAGCUGCUCUCAGACUUCUGGAGAAACUCCACAAGGUAAAUCAGAAGGUUAAACACGUAGAAUACGAUAAGUUUUAUAUCCCUGAGAUUUCCAGCUUGGUGGACAUUCAGGAGGAUUAUCUCAUGUGGUUCUUGCAUCAGGCUGGAAUGAAAGUGAGACCAUCUAUCAUGCAGGACACUGUGACACUCUGUUCUUAUCCUUUCAUCUUCGAUGCUCAGGCUAAGACGAAGAUGUUACAAACAGAUGCCGAACUACAGAUGCAGGUGGCAAUAAAUGGUGCAAAUUUGCAGAAUGUCUUCAUGCUUCUCACCCUGGAGCCUCUGCUGGUCAGAAGCCCUUUCCUGGUACUUCAUGUCCGCAGGAGUAACUUGGUCGGUGAUGCUUUGAGGGAGUUGAGCAUCCAUUCAGACAUUGAUUUGAAAAAGCCUCUUAAAGUCAUCUUUGAUGGUGAGGAAGCUGUUGACGCUGGAGGAGUGACAAAGGAAUUUUUCCUGCUGCUGUUAAAAGAACUCCUCAACCCCAUCUAUGGCAUGUUCACUUACUACCCAGAGUCAAACCUGCUGUGGUUUUCAGACACGUGUUUUGUAGAACACAACUGGUUUCACUUGAUUGGCAUCAUAUGCGGUCUUGCAAUAUACAACUUCACCGUGGUAGACCUUCACUUUCCCUUGGCUCUGUACAAAAAGCUCUUGAAUGUGAAGCCGUGCCUAGAGGAUUUGAAGGAGCUGUCCCCUACAGAAGGAAGGAGUCUUCAGCAGCUUUUAGAUUACCCUGGGGAAGAUGUAGAAGAGACGUUCUGCUUGAAUUUUACAAUCUGCAGGGAAAGCUAUGGUGUAACAGAGCAAAAGAACCUGAUUGAAGAUGGAGACAAAAUUCUGGUGCAGAAGAAUAAUAAGGAAGAAUUUGUUGAAGCCUAUGUGAAUUAUAUCUUCAACCUCUCCAUCCAUGAGUGGUACACAGCCUUUUCCACUGGCUUCCUGAAAGUGUGUGGUGGGAAAGUCCUGGAACUCUUCCAGCCCACAGAGCUCAGGGCCAUGAUAGUUGGAAACAGUAACUACAACUGGGAGGAACUGGAGGAGAGUGCUGUCUAUAAAGGAGACUACACUGCAACACACCCAACUGUGAGAAUGUUUUGGGAAACCUUUCACGCAUUUCCCCUGGACAAGAAGAAGAAAUUUCUCUUGUUUCUGACGGGCAGUGACCGCAUCCCCAUCUAUGGCAUGUCAAGCCUGCGCAUCGUCAUCCAGUCCACUGCCAGCGACGAGCAGUACCUGCCCGUGGCUCACACCUGCUAUAACCUCCUGGACCUGCCCAAGUACAGCAGCAAGGAGAUCCUCAGCGCCCGGCUCAUUCAAGCCAUCGAUCACUACGAGGGCUUUAGCUUAGCUUGACCGGUAGGGAAGAGGCACAGACACUUGGGUACGGAGGAAGAAGAUAGUGGGUUUGGCUUUAUUUUUGUAAGGGAAUGGAUGAGAACAUUUUGGGGGAAAAAUAUAAUUAAUAGUAAUAAUAGAUACAGAUGAUGCAGAGUCUCAGCCUGAUGCUGUCAGCAUUUUCUGGGACUUCAGCAGGGAGAGACUCUUGCUUUGAAUUUUUUCUAAUCCACUGAGCGAAAUCAGUUCAGUGGCAUUUUUUGUUGUUUCCCCUCUCACCUCACACCGCUGCCCUCCCAGCAACUCCUUGUAGUUUGCUUUUACUGCCCCUGCACACACAGACUUACCUCUCCUUUUAGUCCAGUUUAAAUAUGUUGAUGUUCUUUGCAUUUUAGGUUACGGUGGAAAUUCAGGAUGAGGUAGUGAUCUUAUUGAAAAGCUGUGAAUUUCCCCACCCUUUUUUCUUCCCUUUUUAAUGCAAGCUGGUUCUUGCUUGCUUUGAAUGGAUAUGUCCCCUCUGCCCCUUAGGCUGUGGCAGAUGGGUACUGGGCUGGGAUGUCAUUUCUGACCUCCCAGUACAGUAUGUUUGUUAUGGUACGUGCUCUGCCUUCUUGCACCAGGCUGUCUCACGGUGAGUACAGUGGUUUGGGGGUUGACUUGUUUUUCUUCCUUUGUCUCAAAUUUUGUUCCCAAGCAAUAUCUUCUUAAAAAAGCCUCAGACUCCUCUGGAGCGGGGGUUGUGUCCAGGCUUUUGGAAGAACAAACCGUACCUAUAAUAAUGGGUUUCUUAAAUUGCUUCUCUCUUGUAUUGUGUUUCUAUGUUGGUAAGUCUACAAGAUAGACAGGGUGGGCUUGACUGGGUCCUGUUUUUCCAUCUGAACAGACGUGCUGUUCCCAUACAAGGUGAGGUGUCUGCUUUUACUACUGCCGGCCUUUUUCCAGAAGUUGUGUGUGUGUGUGUGUGUGUGUGUGCGUGUGUGCAUGCAUGUUUGCCAGCUCUCCAAUCUCAUGAGGUCAGAGAAGAAGAAAUGAGCAUGAAACCUGCAUUCAACAUAUUAACCUUCUCUUUGGAGGUUGGUUUUAUUUUUGCAGUUGGGAUUAUUUUAUUUUCUGGGGUUUAAGGUGUUUGAGGGGAGCCCUUUCACUUGUCAGCUCUUUUGCCCAGUAAGUGCUCGAGGCCCCUAAAGGACAAUCUGUGUGAAUUAGAUUGGAAACGUACAUUAAGAGUUAAGUAGGCAAAAGCAUGAACUAAAUAUAUCCUGUAAGACUGGAGAGCCUUUAUCCUCUUUACCCCAAUCCCCCCCCCAUUAAAUGAAGUUUGAAUGAUCCCCCAUUUUUCAAGUCUUGGAAUAAAUCUUAUUUUAAUCCUAUGGUGGUUUUUGGAAUGGACUUGUUAUUAGGACAUACGGUAUUUAUGCACCACGUUCAAUAUAUGAUAUUGAACUUUGCACCUCGUAACAAAAGGUUUUCGGCUUCUGGGUUUUUUUUUAAGAUAAGCUAGUGGCUACACUGAGAGCCCUUCAGCAAAUAUACGAUUAUAUCAAAUGUUUAUUUUCUAUGUGUGUGUACAUAGUUCAGUAUUAUGCAAUAAAUUUGAUGUCUGAUUCGGA
Struthio camelus australis is the source of this 9097-nucleotide messenger RNA. It is a transcript of the gene HERC3, whose product is annotated as HECT and RLD domain containing E3 ubiquitin protein ligase 3. Gene Ontology annotation, biological process: protein polyubiquitination. Gene Ontology annotation, molecular function: ubiquitin protein ligase activity. The record is from RefSeq and is a predicted model, not a curated record. Lineage: Eukaryota; Metazoa; Chordata; Aves; Struthioniformes; Struthionidae.